UACCCACAAUUUGGUUGAGCAGAAAAUCUCCACAAAAAGACACCCCCAAAAAUCUGUUUUACAGUGAAUUGACUGAGGGACGGCUCUUUGAAAACCACUACAUUUAGGCUCGCCAACGGACAGUUUUUUAAUUGGCUGAGAUUAGGUGCCUCAAACUUGCGCAAUGACGUCAUGACGCCAGUCUCGUGACAGACGUCUGUUUACUUUCAGGACAACCCGUGUUGCCGGCAUGAUAUGUAUUCGUAAAUUCGUUUGAGCAACUUUCACCUGACAUAUAUAUAUUUUUUUUUUUCCUAAAUAUUUGUGUUUUUCAAAAGUGAAUACAAAACAUUCUGAGUGCAGCACGCAGUAGAACGCACAACAUGGAUGGAGCAAAACAGGCGAAAAAUUACAAAAGGUUAGUGUAUUAAUCAGCAUACAGUGGGUUUAGUUAUUACCUCCUAAAAUAAUAGCGAAUAAUAUUAAAGUCAAGAGUCGUUUAAUUAUUCGUCUAUUAGAUUUACGAUUUGCGGAGGAGUCCCUGAAGCCAUCACCCCUCUCGGUGACGCCUGCUGAAGCGCAUGCGCUGUAUUGAGUUUCCGUCCUCUCAGUGCCAGUGGGAGGCGAGAGCACGCCGCGGUCUUCCAUGAAGGUCGGCACUGUCAACUAGAAGCGGCUCCGUCGUGCCGGUAUCUCGUCAUGGACUUCCUGUUAAGCGGCGUGGCGGCGUGCGGAGCGUGUCUGGUGACCAACCCGCUGGAGGUGGUCAAGACCCGCAUGCAGCUUCAGGGUGAGCUGAAGAGUCGGGGGACCUACCAGGUUUACUACCGUAAUGUCUUCCACGCUUUCUACACCAUCGGUAAAGUGGACGGCCUGGCCGGGUUACAGAAAGGCUUGGUGCCUGGAUUGAUGUACCAGUUUUUUAUGAACGGAGUCCGCCUCGGCUCGUACGCCAUCAUCGAGUCUUCUGGUUACAUCCACACGGAUGGAAGGGUCAGUGGGGUGAAGACCGUCUUUGCUGGCGCUGCGUCAGGAGUGAUGGGAGCUGUAAUUGGCAGCCCUCUUUAUCUGAUAAAAACUCAUCUGCAGAGCCAGUCCACCUCCUCCAUUGCUGUAGGACAUCAGUACAAACACCAGGGGAUGACCCAUGCCAUGGCGGCCAUCUACAAGGAGUACGGCCUUAUGGGACUGUGGAGGGGCUCCAGUGCCGCCGUACCAAGGGUCUGCGUGGGCUCAGGUGCUCAGCUAUCAACUUUCUCCUCUGCCAAAGAGCUGGUGGUUGAUCUUCAGGUGUUUCCAAAGGACAGCUGGUUUGUUGCGCUGAGCGCGGGCAUGAUCAGCAGCGUGGUGGUGGUGCUGGCAAUGACACCUUUUGAUGUGGUUGGCACACGGCUCUACAACCAGCCGGUGGAUCAUCAGGGCAAGGGGCUGCUGUAUAAAGGAUUUGUUGACUGCUUUUCUAAGACACUGACGAAGGAGGGGCUGAUGGGACUCUACAAAGGUUUGGAAGCCUCUUAUUUCCGGAUCGGUCCUCACACCAUUCUCUCCUUGUUCUUAUGGGAGGAACUACGCAAAUUUCACCAGCAGUACAGAUAACAGGAACCAGGAAGUUGGAAUCGGUCAUUCAUUAAGCUGUGAGUCUACAAGUUAAAUGAGUUUAUAAUAUUGAGUUUAAACCAAAACCAGGGAGGUUUUUCCUACUCAUUUACCAAGGGUAGUGAUAUUUAAAAAAAAAUAGAAUACAUUAGAGGACUCUGAAAGGAAGAGAAGAGAAGGGAAAGAAAAGCAAAGAGAAGGGAAGAGAAGAGAAGAGAAGGGAAGGGAGGUAAAAAUGUAGCAUUCAGCACUUGGUGACACAACCUAUUGGAAAACAGGAAAUUAUUUAAUAUAUAUUUAUUAAAGUAUCCCUCCUAGCUGUUCAAAUGCAAUAGAUGACCUUGUAGGGGAUGUGCUACUACCGCCAACAGUUUUUCAUUCCUUGCCAACUUAUGAAGAAACCUAUUUUAUAAAAUAUCCAUCAAAGUAGUAUCUGAUGAUCACUUUUCAGGGACCACGCACUUUUGUGCCUGCAAUAAAUCCAUAAUAUGGAUGACAACUGCGAAGAGACUGAACUGGGUGUGGUCAGUGAUCCAUAUUGUCAAAGAUCGAUUAGUGCACUAACAUGUUAAGAUUGCCUUAUAUUUACAUAUAUAUAUACACCAUGUGAAUAUUGUGUGCAUCAUACUUGCCCUCGUGAGAAAGGAAUGUGUGUUGUUUAUUGGUGUUUUGGGACACAUAAAACUCCCCUUUUGAGUAAAAAAUAUUUAACUGUAUUGAUAAAAAAAAAAAGGAUGCUCGUGAUUUUCUAACCAUUCUUAGUUGGUGCUUCUAGCACUCUACAAAGUAGUGCAUCAAAAUGUUUUACUGUAAAUCAUUUGUGUGAAUGUACUGUACAACAAUUUAUUAACAGAGGAAAAACAUGUUGCUUUUUUGUAUUUUGAGUUUUGAGGGACAAGUGGUAGAAAAUGGAUGGAUGUUUUGCGAUAUUUAUUUAUGGCUCCAUGGGAUGUAUGAAGAGCAUUAUUUAGAUGUGAUCACUGUUUGUUAGUAGUACUGAAUACUAUAAACACAACCUUCUGUGUAUUAUGCAUACAUUUGAAAGACCAGGAAUUUUCUGAUUAAUUUUAAAGGGGAACUGCACUUUUUGGGGGGAAUUUAGCCCAUUAUUCACAAUCAUAAUGAAAGGCAAGACGAUGGAGAUAUAUACACACACAGAUAUGUAUGUAUGUGUGGGUGUGUGGGUGUGUGUGUGUGUGUGUACAAUGGCGCCAAUGGACACCGCUCUAUUCUGCCUAUAAAGGCACAUUUAUAGUAACAUUUAAUAUUUACGUAUUUUGCUCAUUUUAAGCAUACGGUGCGCAUUAAUUUUACAAACACAUCACAACGUUCGCUUUUUUUAAACAUCAUCACUAAUUACUACUCACUGGAGACCUCAUGAGAGCCAACAAACAUAAUAAAACAUCACUUACUGUACAAUGUCUGCUGUCAUUAGGAUGCCAACUGCUGGGAUGUUCAUAUAUUCCCAUUUAGAUGAAGAAUUACUCAUACAUUUUUUAAGAAAUGGUAGGUGGAACCAAGCGUCUUUUCGGUCGUUCUCGCUAUCAUGUCAGAUUACAUCCUCGUCCUUCUACUAUCCAGGUGAGAGGCAUGAUUUAUGAUCUCGAAUAAAGUUUAACAAGGAAGCAGCUGACCACUCGAUGAUGUCAACAUUGGAUCACUAUAUAGUUUGUCAGCUUUAGCGCUUGAAAUAACAAUUACACUAAUACUUGGUUAUUAUUCAAAUAAGGAAAUGUAAAUUGAAUAUUUGUGGCGCUUUUUGGAUGUUUUAAGGGCGGAAUAAAGGACGUUUAUUUACGAGUUAGAAUGCAUUAAAAAAAAUACAUCCGUCUUCAUGAUGAUUGUGAACGAUGGGCAAAAAUUCCAAAAAAGUACUAAUCCGUAAAAGAAAAUAUAGUGCCAUUGCUUAGCUUUGAAAUAAUUUUGAAAAAUGCAGCCUCCUUUAUAUCUGACAUUUUUACCGCACUCUUACAAACAAGUGUCAAACCUUGGAACAGUUUUGAUGACUUGAGCUCUUAAGACACCUCAGAAAUGUUACUAAUGAAAAAAGCAAUCACGGAAGUAUUUGUUACUUGACUAAUGUUACAUUUGCUGUUAUGAUUUAAGAAGUCAUUGGAGAAUGACUGCAAUUGAUGCUGUGAGACUUGUGUAGCACUUGAUGAGUUUUCAUCAGUCCGACUGUUAUUUAACCAACCAUGUUACAAGCAACAUGUUCUUUGAUUGUAAUGCAGACUACUGUGACUGAUGAGGGGUGCUAUUGUUUUUGUAUGCGAGAAACACAAAUAAAUCAUGACUUAAUACAC
Messenger RNA from Nerophis lumbriciformis (worm pipefish), 3878 nucleotides. It is a transcript of the gene slc25a35, whose product is annotated as solute carrier family 25 member 35. The record is from RefSeq and is a predicted model, not a curated record. NCBI's taxonomy places the organism in Eukaryota, Metazoa, Chordata, Actinopteri, Syngnathiformes, Syngnathidae.